Messenger RNA from Symbiodinium natans, 1623 nucleotides. NCBI's taxonomy places the organism in Eukaryota, Dinophyceae, Suessiales, Symbiodiniaceae. The record is from the annotation of a GenBank genome assembly.
AUGUCGAAGGGUGAUGGUGAAGCCAUCGCAGUCACAGUUGCAGUGAAUCGGGUAAAAUUAGCCUGCAUUCCGGAUCCGGAGUCCGCUUGGCGGUGGAACGUCGAGUUCGUGGAGGAGCCGUUCUUGCCCACAGUGUCGGAGCUACAGGAGAUGGACGCCGAGGAGACCACGGCCAGAUGGCACUUCUGGGUCUUCGUGAUGCUUUGCAUCGUUGCGGGUACCAUGACGCUCGGCACCGCGCUCUUGAAGUGCGCCCAGAGACAAGGCUACACGACCUUGGAUGGCGGGCCUGUCGCCUUCAAGGGGACGACGCUGAAGGUUCUCCUGGGCCUCUCGCUGACCUGCACGAUGUCGGCGAGCUUUGCGGCCUUGGCCUGGAGCUUUCAGAGCGGCAGGCUCUCCAAAGACACUGGAGUUGAUUGGGAGGUCUACGCCGGCUUGCUCCUGUGCAACGGGCUGGCCAUGGUCCUACAAGCACUCGUGAUGGCGCGUCGCCUCCCUUCGGGCAAACGGUACGGCACCACCGCCUUCGCGCAGGCCUGUGUUGCAGGAAUGGCGCCCAUCCUUUCCGACCAAUACGACACCUUCAAGGACAUCAUGUUCGCAUUCAUCUGCUUUCAGUCCGACAAGGAAGAGAUCCAGAACAUGGGCGUGGCCUGCUUGGCCUACCUUGUGAUCAUCCAUGUCUUCUGCUUCUUCGUGGAGGAUUUGAUCGCGGAGCUGGUGAGCUCACACCUGGCGGUGCUCCUGCUCACUCCUGACGCAGGAGACAGUGUGAAGCCGGGUGAAGAGCUGGUGAUUCUGCUGUACAAACAGCUGACUCCUACGAAAAGGUUUCUCUUACUUCUGGAGAACGUGCCGCAAGCGCUCGGUGCGCUGUUCUACCUGCGGCGCGAGGGCGGAUCCACCGUGGUCGCCGUGCUCAGUCUGGCCAUCCCGGCCAUGCAGGUCCUACUGACCUUUGUCCUUUAUCACCCCGUUCGAGAGCAGGUGGCCGGCUACUACGGCCGGAAGCUGCGGACACUGGUCACGUCCGGAGACGAGCUUCUGGCCCGCCGCAUCUGGCGCGAGGCCGACUUUGAGAAUGACGAGGGCUUGUUUCACAGAUCCCUUCCCUGGAUGCAUCCUGCACGCGACCCCGAGGCCCUGACGCGACUUUCCAAGACGCUGCUUGGAGUAUGGAAGGCCGCCGUGGCUCCGGACGAUGUUGCCCUGGACUUUGAGAAGAUGGACAUCUCCGGAGACCUCCAGGGUUUGGGCAUUGGAGCAUCAGGGCUUGUCCAGGCUCUGUGCACAGUGCUCGAGAAGGGAACCUUCACCGAGUUGAACAUCAGCAGCAACAGCCUCCGGGAUGAGCACAUGAAGGCGCUGUGCGCUGUCCUCGAGAAGUGCGGCUCCCUGAAAGACUUCAACGUAAGCAACAACUCCAUCGGGCCAGAUGGGGCCAAGGCAAUCUGCCGUAUGCUCACGCAGAGCAGCCUCAAGCGCCUGGACGUCUCGGGCAAUGGGAUCGGAGAUGAGGGAAGUGACGCCAUUGCCAAGUGCGUUGAGAGCAAGUCCGACUUUGAGAACCUUGGCCUAGAGUUCAACGACAUCACCGACCAUGGUGUCGAGGCGAAGUGA